AUAGAUACAUCGAUUGUAUAGCCACAGCCAGCUGGUCUCCCUUCGCCAUUCUUUAAUUUUUGUUUUGAUUGGUGAAUUUUGGCAGGGAUUAGCAUGGACGAUCCUCUUAAGCCCAAGCCAGUUCCACUGGCUGCCGAAACGGUACUGUGGUUCGAGUUCCUGCUCGAUCCGCACAAGAUUACGCAGCAUCUGCAGCGCCCGCAUCCCGAGCCCAGCGCCAUGGAGCUGAUCGUGCAGUUCAUCAGCAUGACGCCGAACACGGCGCAGGAGUCAGUGGGGACGCCUGGCAGUGAUUUGCAGAAUCUAAACCAGACGCCAUCGAAUUCGGGACCCAUUCCCGGCGUGGUUGGUGGUGCCCCUGCGCCGACAACGCCCACUGCCUCCGGCGGAGUGGGCAUGCCCCAUAGCCCACAAAGGCCCGCGGAGAAGGGCCUGCAAUUGAACCGCAAGCAGUUGGCACUGAAAAUCCUCGAGCUGAAGGUAGCCACUUGGCUGAAGUGGGAUCUGGAUGCAUUGGAGAAGAACCUGCCUGUGAUUAUGCAGCUGGCCUUGCUGCGCGAUCUGUGCACCAUAAGCUACGGCUGCUCCUUAAGUAUUCCCCUGCCCAAUGAUUUUGACGCGAGAAUUUCCGCUGCUGGAAACGAAAGAGCAGCAAGAUUCGCCUUGACCAUAUACCACCGCAUGCUGCUGCGAAUGCAACUGAUAAAGGAGCAGGCGUUAAAAGCGCCACGUCCUCAAAACACAAUGUACCAAACUGUGGACCAGCUCCAGCAGUUUCUGGACACACCGACUCAACCAUCCAUCGAGUAUUUGCAACAACUCUGCGCCUCGACAAAACCUUUCUACAUAUUUCACUACGACAGCUUUGUUCCGCUGCGAUGUGAUGAUAUCGGCAAUGGCCAAAACUACGAUGUUAUGCACCUAAUAACACCCCAGGAAUUGAGAGCCCAACUGCACUACGAGCUCGCCCAAUAUUACCUGUACACCAAACAGUAUGUUUUGGCCCGGGAAGCGGCCGCCGCGUGUAAUACUAAUCUGCAGGCAAUCCCGCCACAGACAACUCUAUAUUACUGCCACAUACGACCGUCAGAACUGGAAGGUCUACUGCAGGCCUGUGGAAUUAGCGCCGAGGAGCAGUCACUGCUGGAGAAGUUCCAGCAAUCGCUACUUAACAACUACACAGACAUUGUAUCAAUUCUGCGAAUGGACAACAGAAGGCGAGAAAUCCCCUUUAUAAGCCGGCGGCAAGUGGAACUGGACAUUGAGGGUUCCAUCUCCACGGGCAUACUCAAGGAGACAGUUCAGCUGCAAUUGCAGGUGGCUGCAUUGAAUGUGGUGCGAAACAUCUUUGAGUGGGGCAGCAUCUUUGGCAGCGUUGAGUACUUUGAGAAGUACCGGGAACUGGACUGCCUGCCACCGCUGGUGGAGGCUUUGCAGGAAAUGCUUCCCCACUGUACUUUCAAAGAACAGGCGGCACUCAAGCACUUCCUCAUCGACUGUUUGCUUCAUCAGGGUGGGCAGUCACGACAGUUGCUACAAACGGUGCGAGGAUUUGGACUGUUCUCGUCAGAUGAACUCCAGGAUAUUGACGAACAGAUGCUGCAGGCGACGCCGCCGGUGCCCACCAACUCGUUGGCCUCGCUUUCCGACUGGAUGUGUCACUCCAAGAUGAGCAGGGUUGACGUGGGCGCUCUGGAGCGACAACUGAUAAGCUGCACCAAUGCCAACACAGUGAGGAUAUUGCUAGUGAAAUUAUGCGCAACUGCUCCUGGAAAACCUCUGUGGGCCAUUAAUCCCAGUUGGGACGUACCACAGCCCCUGAAAACUCUUAUUAUGGCCAUGCCGGUUAGCUUUUUGCAAGACUUCAGCUAUGUUCUGCUCGGCAAGGCGCGAGAAUUGGCCACAAGGGGCAACUACAUCGAUGCCGUUUCAAUGCUGAGUGUACUGAAGUCGGAAAAUCAGCGCCAGGAGAUGGCGGCCAAUGUGCAGCUGAUGUGUAAGCUGAUCACCUGGGAAAUCCUGCACAUUCAGAUAACACAGUGCCUGGAGGAGUGGCACCAGAAGCCACUCGAUCUGCAAUCCUUGGGAGGAAGAUGCAAGCAAUGUUUGGGAGCCCUGCAGGCAGGAGAUUCAAUCGUCCCACGUCCGGAUAUCCUAGAGAGUUGCGCUAUCAUGCUACUUAACCUCACAGAAUUUCCACCUCUCCUUUACCUGGAUAAACGGGCGGGUCCCCUGGAACUACCCCUGGCCUUCGCCGCCACCUUCAUCGAGAUGGAGAAGAUGAAGGGCCCCAAGAAGGUAUGUCGCGAUGCCUGGGAACUGAUGCUAAGCAUGUUCCUUAACGUUCCGAAGCGUGGCUCCUCAGGAGUUGGCGGUAUCAGUUCCCUGCAGGCCUUCCUACAGCGAAUCCGCCACCAAAGCGUUUUCGGACUCGCCAUCUCCAUGAUAGGCAAAGUCCACAACAUACUUAAGGAUGACCCCAAUCAUGAUUUAAGCUGCGAGUACAUGCAGCUGUGGCCUACCAGCAUUAACAACCCUGUCAGCUACAGUUUGAGGAGCGUUUGCGAGACCCUGCAAUGGCUUCUUUCCGAGGCUUUGUCCUACUAUCCGCAAACCAUUUCAUGGCUGAAGAUGAAAGGCGAUCUAGAUCUAGCCAUCGGCAAUAAUGAGUCCGCAAUGCGUUGCUAUGUAAAUGCGCUGGUUACUGGCACCGACUACUGCACCAUGCCGCUGCAGAGAAAUGUGGCCGACGACUACGUGAUCCGCAAGAUGAUUCGAUGUGCCGCCAAUCUGGGCUGUCACAUGCAGGCCACCGUUCUGUGUCAGUUCCUUGAUGAGAUCGACUACGGCAUUGUGUUCAAGAAUCUCAGCGAGAAAUCGUCGAAUUUCACCGAUGCCAUGGAUGCAUAUUACAGCUGCAUCUGGGAUACAACUCUGCUGGAGUUCAUCGUCAAUCUGCACGCUAAGCGAGGCGAACACAGUCGGAAACUUGAAGCGAUUUCUAUGAUGGGCACUCUGGAGCUGAAUGCAAACAACAAUGAGGAGAUCAAACGAGAAUCUGCCAUGGUGCGGAAAUCGAGAUUUCUGCGUGCCCUGGCCAAGCAGUAUUUGCUGUAGUCGCAGCCCCCACAGUCCAAACUCUAAUUCAAAAUCCAAUAUCCAUAAUCCAACAUCCCAACCUCACCCGCACCCACAAGCAGACCAACUAGCAUUAAGCUCAAAGAUGUAGUUUAUAUUGUAUGCAUAGGCUUUACGGUUAAGUUAAGAUUAAAGAAUUGUACGUUUUUCCAGAU
Messenger RNA from Drosophila melanogaster (fruit fly), 3293 nucleotides. RefSeq names its product integrator 8 (gene IntS8). Gene Ontology annotation, cellular component: chromosome; nucleus. The transcript is spliced from 7 exons. Gene Ontology annotation, biological process: snRNA 3'-end processing. Lineage: Eukaryota; Metazoa; Arthropoda; Insecta; Diptera; Drosophilidae. The record is from RefSeq and is marked reviewed. Bases 94 to 3117 code for a protein of 1007 amino acids.